Gavialis gangeticus (Gharial) is the source of this 4011-nucleotide messenger RNA. It is a transcript of the gene AMOTL1, whose product is annotated as angiomotin like 1. Gene Ontology annotation, cellular component: cytoplasmic vesicle; plasma membrane; bicellular tight junction. The transcript has 15 exons. The record is from RefSeq and is a predicted model, not a curated record. Gene Ontology annotation, biological process: actin cytoskeleton organization; establishment of cell polarity involved in ameboidal cell migration; hippo signaling. Lineage: Eukaryota; Metazoa; Chordata; Crocodylia; Gavialidae. The coding region runs from base 144 to 3080 and encodes 978 amino acids.
AAAUACCUCAGCAAGAAAGUAAUUUUUCCACCUUGCAGUAUCAGGGUAAAGACAGUGAGUGCCAAAGAAGUUUCACGACAGAUGCUUGGUAAGAAAGAACUGUGGGAAGCUUGCUGGUAGCUCUUUGAUGCUGUGUGCGAAAUAUGGACCUUCAUGAAAACUGGAAACUGGAUGGAAUCAACUGGCUGGCUCAUGAUGGGACUCUUCCCUUUGCCAGUGCAAAAGGAGGCAAUGAGGUUUCUGAAGGUACUCCAAUUCUGUUCAGUCUGGAUCAGUUGGGCCCCCCUUGUGUCUGUUACAAACCCAGUAGCCCUGCCCAGAUACUGGAAGACACUGGGUUUCUUUACCAGGACCAUCCACUCUUCUCCAGCAGGCAUGAUAUUUCCCCGUUAACAGCAGAAGCAAUUGGUAGUGUCAAAGCUGUUGAGGACCCUGUAUGCACGUUGCAUCCCCCAAACUUCCUCAGGAUCUCAGAGGUGGAAAUGAGAGGUUCAGAGGAUGUUGCAGCUGGAACAGUAUUACAGCGGUUGAUCCAGGAGCAGCUGAGGUAUGGCAACCCAAAUGAGAACAUGAAUCUGCUGGCAAUUCAGCACCAGGCCACAGGAAGCGUAGGACCAUCCAACAGCACAACAAGCACUCUUUCUUCCACGGAAAACCUCACACAAGAAGACCCACAAAUGGUCCACCAGUCAGCUCGCCAGGAACCUCAGGGGCAAGAACAUCAGGUGGACAAUACUGUGAUGGAGAAGCAGUCUAGGGCCACUGUUCAGCCUCAGCAGAACAAUGAGGAACUACCAACCUAUGAAGAGGCUAAGGCUCAGUCCCAGUUUUUUCGGGGCCAGCAGCCCGGUGCUGUUGGGCCCAGUUUUUAUGUUGGUGGAGUGUCCAGUCAGAAAUCCAGAACAGAAGGGAGACCAACUGUGAACCGGGCCAACAGUGGGCAAGCACAUAAAGAUGAGGCGCUUAAAGAGCUAAAGCAGGGCCAUGUCCGCUCUCUAAGUGAGAGGAUCAUGCAGUUAUCAUUGGAGAGGAAUGGUGCUAAACAACAUCCCCCUACCUCAGGGAAUAACAAAGGGUUCAAAACUGGUGGACUGCCACCUGCUCAGCCUUCUGGCAAAGGAACGGACCCGCGAGGUCCGCCACCUGAAUAUCCCUACAAAGCCAAGCAGGUGGUGUCUCCAGUCAGCAAGACUCAGGAACAUGGGCUGUUUUAUAAUGACCAACACUCUGGGAUGAUGCAAGAUAUUCUCAAACCCUCCUACCCUGCUCCACAGCCAGCGAGAACAGAAGUAGCAGUUGUCAGAUACCAGCCUCCCCCGGAGUAUGGUGUAACAAGCCGACAAUGUCAAGCACCGUUUCCACCUGUGCCGGCACAACAGCACAGCCCAAUGUCCUCCCAGGCAUCUUCCGUGACCGGCCCACUGCAUUCAGCCUCCCUGACUCCACUCUCCGCAGCCGGAGCUGUGCAGCUUCCAUCUGCAACACCGCCCAGCCAGCAGCUCACACCCGAUGCAUUUGCCAUUGUGGAACGUGCACAGCAAAUGGUGGAGAUGCUAUCAGAGGAGAACCAUGUUCUACGGCAGGAGCUGGAAGGAUACUAUGAGAAGGCAGACAAACUCCAGAAGUUUGAAAUAGAAAUUCAAAGGAUUUCAGAAGCCUAUGAGGGCCUGGUCAAGACCACGACUAAGAGAGAGUCUCUGGACAAGGCUAUGAGAAACAAGCUCGAAGGAGAAAUUAGGAGACUUCAUGAUUUCAACAGGGAUCUCCGUGAACGACUUGAGACUGCCAAUAGGCAGCUAGCCAGCAGAGAAUUUGAUGGGCAUGAAGAUAAGGCAACAGAGGGCCUUUAUGCCUUUCAGAACAAAGAACACUUGAAGGAGAAGGAGAAGCUGGAAAUGGAAUUGGUGACCCUGCGUUCUGCCAAUGACGAUCAGCGGAGGCACAUUGAAAUCCUGGAUCAGGCACUGAACAAUGCUCAAGCCAAGGUCAUCAAACUGGAAGAGGAGCUGCGCAAGAAGCAAGCCUACGUGGAAAAGGUUGAGAAGCUGCAGCAGGCUCUAACCCAGCUGCAGGCAGCAUGUGAGAAACGGGAGCAGAUGGAGCGGCGAUUGCGCACACGCCUGGAGAGGGAGCUUGAUUCGCUGAGAAUGCAGCAGAAACAUGGGAACUACCAGCCAGCCAGCCUGCCAGAGCAUAAUGCCCCAGCACUGAUGGAGUUGGUUCGGGAAAAGGAGGAGAGGAUUCUGGCUCUGGAAGCUGACAUGACUAAAUGGGAGCAGAAGUAUCUGGAGGAAAGCACAAUCCGGCACUUUGCUAUGAAUGCUGCAGCCACAGCUACGACAGAGAGGGAUACCUCAGUCAUGAACCACUCACGGAAUGGCAGCUACAGUGAGAGCUCCCUGGAGGUGCGGAUAUGGCAGGAGGAGGAGGAGAUUGUGCAAGCCAACCGGCGGUGUCAGGACAUGGAAUACACGAUAAAGAAUCUCCAUGCAAAAAUCAUUGAAAAAGAUGCCAUGAUCAAGGUCCUUCAGCAGCGUUCACGAAAGGAUCCUGGGAAGACUGACACUGCAAGCUUACGGCCUGCUCGAUCGGUCCCAUCCAUCGCUGCAGCAACAGGGGCACAUUCCCGCCAGACCUCUCUCAGCAGCAACCAGAUUGCUGAAGAGAAGAAGGAAGAGAAGACUUGGAAAGGUAGCAUAGGGUUGCUUUUAGGGAAGGAUCAUCAUGACCAUUCAUCAGUCCCAGCUAUGCCACCUCCCCUUCCCUCUCUGUCAUGUGCAACUGCAUCAUUACCGGUGAGCGCCUCCCAUGCUAAAACAGGAAGCAAAGACAGCAGCACUCAGACGGACAAAAGCUCAGAGCUUUUUUGGCCAAACACUGCCUCUUUCCCAGGCAGGGGAAGGUUAAGCACCACCCCGUCCAACAGUCCUGCCCUGAGGCACACCGGGGCCAAGGGCACUGGAGAAAAAGUGGAGAACACCCCCAGCCAUGGGAAGCCACUUGAUAACAAAACCCGAGUAAGCAGUUUGAUCAACAAGCCUGAGUUUCCUGACACAGAUAUGAUGGAAGUCCUUAUCUGAGGAGACGUAACUUCCUUAGCGCUUGUACAGCUCCAUUCAAGUCAAAGGAGGCCGUUGUGCAAAUCUUAAAACUAGGUAUACGAGUUUGAAAAAAGAUGAAGAAAGUUUGGAUCUGGAAGGAGCCUAGGGUUUGGAGUGAUUUUGACUUGGAACCAGAGAGGGAGAAAAGAGUUGUGAACAUGGGAUCGUGGAUAAUGAAAAUGAACAUGAAUGGCUGGGAUAUUCUAACAACAAAAGAGCACUGGUUAUGACAUGUGGAUCGAGAAUGAGAAGGUGAAGGAAAAAGGAAACUGCAUUUUCUAAUGUAAAGAACAAGUAUCUUUAAUAUUUAUAGUGGAUGCAUACACGAUGUUCCAAAUGCUGUUCUGUUUUACUGUUUAGCUACAACCAAGACUGAGGGUGAAAUCCUGGCUCUUUAAAAGUCAGUGGGAGUCUGUGAAUUGUCCAGCAGAAGUUUACACUCUUCUGAGACUUAGUCAUUAUCCAAAAUUGUUCACCAAAUAGUCGUAGUGAAUAAAACCUUGACUGUAGAUCAUGCACUACCCAGCUAUUAUCAGUAUUUGUUUCAAGCCAUGUUGGUUUAUUUUGAUUGGACAUACAGGUCAUGUGUUUGUUUCCUCAGUGUAAGUCUUGGGAUCAGGUUUACAGUGCAAUCCUUUGUGUUUUUUAGAUUCAAGACUUGCCUAGAAUGCUCUCUUGCCAAGAGCAGUCCUUCACUAGAAUUUUCUUGCAGGUGAGGAUUAAAGAGGCACAAAUUCCAGCAGAGCAAUCUGUAGUACUCUUACGAGAAAUGUUUCUUAAAAAAAAUGAGGAGAGCUCACUCAUCUCUAACACACACACACAUUCACUGUGUUUAGAAGCAAAUAAUACGAAAAGUGCUAGAAGCUUUUACUCAGGAUGUAGUUGGAGUCAGUGGCUGCACAGAAUGUGG